Messenger RNA from Carassius carassius (crucian carp), 935 nucleotides. RefSeq lists its product as uncharacterized. Bases 99 to 935 code for a protein of 278 amino acids. Lineage: Eukaryota; Metazoa; Chordata; Actinopteri; Cypriniformes; Cyprinidae. The record is from RefSeq and is a predicted model, not a curated record. The transcript is spliced from 2 exons.
CGGAGCAGACCUGGCAUAAGCCAAGGACCUUGGUAAAUCAUCUGUCUGUCAUGUGAAUUGUACCUAUGCACAUGUAACUAUUGUGAUGCCAUGUCAAAAUGUCUCAUUGCUGUCAGGGUGUUAGGCCAGGUCCGGUGGUAGACAUGGAGGUCCGCAAACCCCAAAAUUCUACUGCUGUUUGUGUGAGAAGUUCUCUCUACAAAGCACUGGACGGGGAAAUGCCAGAUCUUGCCACAUUCAGAGUGGAAGAAGUAUAUAGGGACUUUCCCCCUUUGCUUGCACCUCUGGUGACCACCAUGGGCAUGUCAGCGGAAGUCCCAUUAGUUCAGUCAGCUUUUGGGGCUGUCCAGGCCGGGAGUGUGCUGUCAUUUCAGCAAAAAACACCAGAAAUGCGGGAAAUCAUCAACAUCCCAGAAGCCCCUGCCCAACCAACCCUUCCCAUCCAAGGCUAUAGGCUUGAGCCAACCACAUGUGCCAAUGUGUUAUCAGAGGAGGAACAUGUAUAUAUGAAAUCGCUACAGGUGUCAUUCCACAUGGCCCACAGGAUUGAAGCUGCAACACGGGAGCAGAGCUCAUGCCAGGAAUGGCAUCGACUGAGAAAGAUGCGAGUAAAAUCUACACGCUUUCACGAGGCAUGCCAUGUUCGCUGUCAUACAUCAGCUGAAAAUCUGGCACACAGAAUUCUGAGGGGGACUGUCAUGACGAAGGACAUGAGGAGAGGAAUCAAUAUGGAGCCAGUUGCCGUGACAGAGUACUGCAGUUUAAAAAAUGUCAACUAUUCACCCUGCGGGUUCAUUAUACACCCUGAUGCUCCAUGGCUGGGAUGCUCCCCCGAUGGAGUCGGGUUUGAUCCUUCUGAAAACCCACCAUUCGGCCUGCUGGAAAUUAAAUGCCCCAACAUCAAGAGUUACGUUGAGUGGCUCUUUGCAGCUUAG